Molecule: messenger RNA, 6221 nt
Organism: Dromaius novaehollandiae (emu)
Lineage: Eukaryota; Metazoa; Chordata; Aves; Casuariiformes; Dromaiidae
Gene: RAPGEF5
Product: Rap guanine nucleotide exchange factor 5
Exons: 26
Coding region: 16-2622 (868 amino acids)
Biological process (GO): Ras protein signal transduction; positive regulation of GTPase activity
Cellular component (GO): plasma membrane
Molecular function (GO): guanyl-nucleotide exchange factor activity
Source: RefSeq, a predicted model, not a curated record
CGGCGGGGAUGCGGCAUGGCUCUGGGCGCCGUGAAGAUGCCGCCGCCGUGCGAGAGCGCGGAGCUGGCGCGGAGCUGGAGCCCCGGCGGCGGAGCCCGCGACCCGCCGCCGCCGCCGCCGGUGCAGCUGCGGCAGAAGCUGCGGGUGCUGCCGGCGCUGCUGCGGAGCGGGCUGACGCUGCGGAGGAAGAGCGCCGCCGCCGCCGGCCGGACCCUGUCCAGAAGAAUUUCAAAUCCAUAUUUGGAAACACCUUCAAACAAGAUAUACGGAGAAAGCUCUUCCUGCGCUGGGAGAGCUCUCAGGAAUAUUUUUACACUACAAGCUUCUGACCUGAUUAAAGACAGGGUGUACCUUACUGGAAUUUGCAGGAGAAGCUGUGUUGGAUCGGAACUGGUAGACUGGCUUCUGGAGCACUGCCCUUUUGUUAAGUGCCGAUCUACAGCAGUUGGCGUGUGGCAGCUUCUUCUGGAUAUGGGAAUUGUAUUGUCAGUGGACAGACAACUGUAUUUUCAAGACACUCGUGCUUUCUACCAGUUCUCAGCAGAUGAAUGUACCUACCUUUUCUGUGAAUUUGAGAGAGAUGAAGGAUGGAAGAAUGGCGUAAAGCUCCUACUUCAACUAUUGCCGUUAUCUCCUCCCAGAAUUGACAUGUGCAAUCUGCCUGAUCAAAAAAUAGAAGAUAGAGCAGAAACCAAUGCUGAAAUUCUUGCUCGCCUCACUUCUGCGGUACAGAGAGAACUGUCUGCUGUCAUUGCCUUGAAAGCAAGGAAGUCAGCAAUUCAUCAAAAUGAAGAAGACAGCAGUCAAGAAAUAAGAGGGCUAGAGGAGCUCAAGGAUACGUCUGAUGCUCAGGCAGGGGUUUUGUGCAAGCUUCAGGAAAGAGAUGACAUUGGACGGAUUGAGCUAGUCCAGAAGCUGGCAAGAGAAAACUGUCAGUUUUUGCAGGCGGAUAGAAAACAACCAGAGAAGACAGAACAAGCGGACGAUGGAGGCGGCGGCGAGGCGGCGCGGGAGGCGGCCGGCGCGGCGCUGGUGCUGAGGAAGGUGUGGUCACGCAGCCCGGCCCCCGAGCGGCGCGGGAGAUACGUGGUGGUGUCGGGGACGCCGGAGAAGAUCCUGGAGCACCUCCUCGGCGACCUGCACCUGGAGGCCGCCCAGGACAAAGAGACGGAAACUCUCCUGGAUGACUUUCUUCUCACAUACACAGUCUUCAUGACGACUGAUGACUUGUGCCAGGCACUUCUGAGGCACUAUUGUGCUAAGAACCAGCGAGGUAAAGAAGAGGACUCUGAUGUAUCCUGUAGGAAACGAAAAGUCUUGCAUUUGGUGUCUCAGUGGACUUCUCUCUACAAAGACUGGUUACAUGAAGAUGAACAUUUAAAGCAGUUUUUAAAGACAAUAUACAGGAAUGUGUUAGAUGACGUGUAUGAAUAUCCCAUUCUUGAGAAGGAGCUGAAAGAAUUUCAAAAGAUACUUGGAAUGCAUCGUCGUCACACUGUAGAUGAAUAUUCACCUCACCGAAAGAAUAAAACCUUUUUCCACCAAUUCAGUCUAAAAGAGAACUGGCUGCAGCACAGAGGAACCAUGAAUGAAACAGAAGAAAUUUUCUGCCGUGUGUAUAUAACAGAGCACUCCUAUGUCAGUGUAAAAGCUCAAGUAUCCACUUCAGCUCAGGAGAUACUGAAGAUCGUAGCAGAAAAGAUCCAGUACACGGAGGAGGAGUUGGCGCUGGUUAUAGUCACCUUCUCUGGCGAAAAACAUGAACUACAACCAAAUGACCUGGCUAUCUCAAAAUCUUCUGAGUCAUCCAGUCGUAUGUUUGUCUACCGAAAAGAUCUGACUGAUUCUUUGAGUCCGUUUGCUGAAAACGAGGAAUUGCAACAGAGAUCUGUGAGAAUUUUGGGAAUCAACACCUGGGAUCUUGCCUUGGAGUUAACAAACUUUGACUGGAGUCUCUUCAAUGCAAUUCAUGAGCAAGAGCUGAUAUACUUCACCUUCAGCAGACAGGGCAAUGCUGAAAACACUGAGAAUCUCAGUCUUCUGCUUCAAAGAUGCAAUGAAGUCCAGCUUUGGGUUGCCACCGAGAUCCUCCUCUGCAGCCAGCUGUGCAAACGUGUACAGCUAGUGAAAAAAUUCAUCAAGAUUGCUGCCCACUGUAAAGCCCAAAGGAAUCUGAAUUCAUUCUUUGCCAUUGUUAUGGGUCUCAACACUGCGUCUGUCAGCCGACUGUCUCAGACCUGGGAGAAAAUUCCAGGGAAAUUCAAGAAACUUUUCACUGAGCUGGAGAGUUUGACAGACCCUUCUCUGAAUCACAAAGCCUACAGAGAUGCAUUCAAGAAAAUGAAAUCUCCGAAAAUUCCUUUCAUGCCCUUACUUCUGAAAGAUGUUACAUUCAUCCAUGAAGGAAAUAAAACUUUUCUGGAUAACCUUGUUAACUUUGAAAAGCUGCACAUGAUCGCAGAUACUGUUCGAUCAUUGAGACAUUGCAGAAAUAACCAGUUUGGCAAUGAAGUUCCUUCAAAGGAGCAUCAUGAGCUGAAGCCAUACAUCCAUCACCUGCAUGUCAUCGACAACCAGCAAGCUCUGUUUGAGCUUUCUCACAGGAUAGAGCCGCGAGUGUGAGCGUACACAGCUUCAUAUAACCUUGUAACUGCAGCACUUUGAAUUCAGUGAAUGUUUAUGCCAAGCAUGUUGCUUCCCUGUAUACAAACAGUUUACUGAGUUUUAUCAGUAGCUCACGCAACAGACACAGGAGAAUUGAGCAGAGCAAGCAAAGGAGCUGUUCACAGAAUUGCAGGGCAGGCCUGGUGCCAUCACCACUUGGCACAACAGGAGGAGUGGAGCAGCCACCCUUGAGCUCAGGAGCUUGAUCUCUGUGAAAAUAUUGUUUGGUCCAGUGUAGCUUUCAGUGCAGAUUCUGACAGUAUUAGACUGAAAGGAAGCAUCCUGUCACAGCCGCAAAACAUUUCAGCAAGCAACGUGCAGCAAGGGGAUUCGCAGUUCACCACAGUACGUACCUCACUAAUUCAAGGCUGCCAAAGUUUUGUUGCCAAAAAUACUGUGCAAUCCAUGCAGCUUUCCUGAGUGCGCCGGAGCAUCUUACUUGAGAUAAGUGCAGACCACCAAGAAUGGGAAUAUAAAAAGACAGUGCACCAUAUGAGACUCACGAGUGUGUCGUAAUUUGAAGGUCAGAAGCAAACAGUUCAUGCUGUUAUGGUCCCUUAAGAGUCUGCUUUAUAAAACGUACUAUCAGAGCUAAUCCACUUUUGUUGCAGUUUAUGGACACAAUUGUUUGUAUACUAAAACUCUUAUUUUCUCCCUUUUCAGUUAUCUCAGAUUUAGUAUUAGCUCCUGCAGUUAACAUGCUGUAAAUUAUUAUAGCAGGAGCUGUUUUGUGCUUGGAUUAUGGCCUCCUUCAUGUCUAUUCAGGUGCAAUGCCUAGGUUCCCUAUGUACCUAACUAACUUCCUGGAAAUACUCUGUUUUAACUCGCACAUGCUUCUAGUUCUUACAGAACAAGUGGGUGCACCUUACAGGGUACCAGUGUAAUUACCUACGUACACACCAGGCUCUCAGUGUUACGGUCCCUGUAGUACUUCUGUCCCUCUCUCACCCCUCCCCUAGCCAAUUUUCAUGAAGCUAAAAGUAGUACUUAUGGGUAUGUUCUGAGAGAACAGUUCUAAAGUCAUACCUACGAUUGACUUACAUCUAAGCACCCCUUCAUCUUAGCUCUGGUUUUCAGUGCUAAGGAGUUGCCCUGAAAUAAUCUAGUGCAUGCCACAGGCAAUGUGCAGUGUGCUGUUCUGUCUAGCAUCUGUUGUGCACCGAUGUACAGUAACAGUCCCUUUGCAGAGCAGGGAGGAUACGCUGCCUCGCUUGCCUGUGUCUGUUGUAAGUUUCCUACAUCAGGAAGACUUCCAAGAAAAUGCUCCUUUACUGAAAUACGGGCCCCCUGAAAUAGCAUGCUCUUUCAUCAUUGUGUGAACUCUGGUUUAAGGGUAUUUAAGAAAAGCAGCUUUAACAAGUAGUCUGUGGGGAAACCUGUAGGAUGCAUUCAGUUUUCCCAUCUGUGAAAUAUUGUAUAGAACUAUUGUAAAGGAAACAAAUGUUUCAGAAAUGUAUUUGCUUGUACUUUGUUAUUAUCAAAUACUAUAUGAUUUUUUUUUUAAGAAAAAAAUCUUCUUUUUACCCAGUAAAAAGAAAAAAAUAAACUCUUGCUGGCCAUGGAGUAAAAAUUUCCUAUGUUCUUCUGUAGAUGUGACUGCACAUAUUGUAAAUAACUCCUUUUGUGCAAACAGACCAAAACUGUUCAGAUCAGGAUACUAACUGGAGUGGACUCCUUUUUGCAGUGUAAAAACACAAACCACAAAUGGUGUUUGUUUCUUGUUUUGUUGCUGCAGUUUUUCCUCUGGCUACAGUACUCUCUGAACCCCCUGCAUUGCUGGGGUUGUUUGCUGGUUCUUGAGCUCCCCCUUGUGAAAUCCUUUUAUUGCAGCAUAAUUUUCAGGAGCCUGCAUGUAGACCUGAUUGUGUGCUUUGGUUCAUUUGCAGUAACACUUUAUUCCACCGGUUGUUCUAUUGAAAAAUGUGGAAAAAGAGCAUAAGAAGGUUUGCAGUGCGAGAAAGUGGGCUCAACUCUCAGUUCCCUGCACUUUUGGCUCUGUAAUAGUCUUGGUAGUUACAGCUGGUGAAGCAGCAGUGGUGCUAGAAAAAAACAAAAGACCACGAAAUGAAAGAAGGGAGGGAAAAAAGAAGAAGAAAAGAAAAAAAGACUCUAUGCUCAAGCUUUGAUUUGAAAGUAUGCUACAGCCAGCUUGAGGGCUCCUCUCGCUGCCAGUUCAGACUGGUCUCAAGUACAUUGAUGGGCUGACUUCGUUCCAGCAGGUUUCAAGCCAGAUUAGGUAUCAGCUGUCUGCAGUGCUGUAACUUUAUACUAAAUCAGGUAUUGUCUACCCAUUGCAGCUGGCAUAAAAUCAGUUUGAAGGCACAAAGCCAACAUUAACUCUGUAAUCUGUGUUCUGGCUAAUUGGACUAUUGUUUGAAACAUUACAAACCAGUUUUCAUAGUGGCCUUUAUUAUUUGGAUACAACUUUCAGGUCUAAGGGGCCAACUUUGGUGCAUGGAUUUCACACUGAGAAUCUGGACCUUUUAACUCUAACUUUAAUAGAAGGGCAAGUAGCCUGAACCUGUAGUUCAUGUGUCUAACAAAUAAAGGCCCAUCGGAGUCUUCGUUUGACAGCUGAAGGAUUGCAGAGCUGGACUUCAGACUGGCAAGCAGUUUGAAGGCGUGGUGUUUGGGAGGAGAGUUAGAAAUAAACCCUGUGAAAAAGAGGGGAACACUAUGUGGCCUCUCCCACGUUCAAAGACUGCUAAUAUUGUGGGGUUUAAUCAUAUUUACCUCCCCAACAGCACAAUUAUGUAAGAUAAAAUCCAUGAAUCUCUUAAGUUCAAUCUACCAUGAUCACACCUGGGGUUAUAUUUUCUGCAUGUUUUCUUGAGUAGCUAGGAGGAGUAAUAAGGCAAAACAAAGUAAAAAGCUGGGUCACUCUAUAGCUCUUUGAUGUGGGAUUUUGCUGCAUCAAAUUUAGAUGCUCCUAUGACUCAUCCUUUUGAUUCCAGCCCCAUCUCCAUACUAAAUUCCAUUUGCAUGACAGUAGCAAAAACAAAAAGUGUUACUAGAUAGAAAAAGACAUAUGCUGCUGUAAAAUUACGAAGAAAGAUGUAAAUACUAAACAUUUUAGCAGAGAAAUAUUUAUUUGCAUAGCCUAUUUAUUGUCAUCUUAUUACACUGUUAAGAAAUACCGGGAUGAGGUCAAUGAGCUGAGGUAAGAACAGCUGCCUGUUAUGUUCUCUCCGAGUGCCAUAAUGCUGUCAUCUUGCAUUAACAGUAACAAAAUAGAAAACCCCAAAUCAAGGUAUUUACCUAAAUUCUCAGGGACUACAGCUAGUAGUUAUCCACCAUUAUGAGACCUGGUAUGUAUGAAAUAGUCUGAUUUACCAGAAUCAAUGUUGCCAAUGUUUUCUUUUUCAUAUUUCAUGCUUGUCUGCCUCUGUACAUAUUACUGUGUUGUGUAUUUAUGAAAGCUAGUAAGCAAUAAUUUAUAUGUCAAAAUGGCCAAGCAAUACAAGGUUAAAACUUGUAGAAGCAACUGUUACAUUUAUCUUGCAUUUUCCAGUGUUUUUUAAUAUUGCUUUUCAAAAUAUAAAAACUACCUUAAUGAA